This is a messenger RNA of Leucoraja erinaceus (little skate), 1467 nucleotides long. It is a transcript of the gene spata17, whose product is annotated as spermatogenesis associated 17. Gene Ontology annotation, cellular component: spindle pole. Gene Ontology annotation, biological process: establishment of meiotic spindle localization; spindle organization; mitotic cell cycle. NCBI's taxonomy places the organism in Eukaryota, Metazoa, Chordata, Chondrichthyes, Rajiformes, Rajidae. The record is from RefSeq and is a predicted model, not a curated record. The transcript has 10 exons. Gene Ontology annotation, molecular function: protein binding. Bases 138 to 1268 code for a protein of 376 amino acids.
CCCGCUCUUCAGAUGUACCGCCGCCUUCAUCAAAUCAUGCUCCUUCAGCCGUGGCGACCGAAGCUCAGAGUUGUGUUUUCACACCGGUUGAGUUUGCACCAUGUGAGGUGUCCCCCUCCCUCCCUCCGCCCGUCAUCAUGCAGGCGACUCCUCCCGUCUCCAUAGCAACGCACUACAACUACAAGAGGAAGAUGGCAACUUUGGCCAAGCUGAAGGGGCACCUGGUCGGGCUGGAGCAGGAUUACUUCGGUAGCAACUGGAUUGCCGAAGAAAACCGAAUGAGAGAACAUUGUGCUGCUGUAAAAAUCCAGAGCUGUUUCAGAGGAUUUAAGGUUCGAGCACAUAUCAGAUACUUGCAGAAAAUGGCAAUCAUCAUUCAGAAAACAUGGCGAGCAUUUCAAACCCGGAUGUAUUACAGAUUCAUGGUGCAGAGAGCAUAUUUUAUUAUGAAGAUGAAUUUCUACAAUGAAAUGGCUGUCAGGAUCCAGAAAAGGUGGCGUGGACAUUAUGUUCGAAAGUGUAUCCAUAAUUACUAUGAAAUGAAGAAUUAUUUCAGAGGCCUCAGCAUGAAAAAUCAAAUUGUAAGAAAAGAACUGGAAGAAUAUGAACAGACAAAGAAGAAAGAACAGGAAAAGAAAGCCAUAGAAAAGGAAGAGAGGAGAAAGCGUUACCAAGCCCGAAAGAUGCAUUACCUCCUCAGCACUGAGCAGAUUCGAGGUAUUUACAACUCUCCAUACAGACAGUACCCAAGUGAGAUUGAGUACAGAUUAAAACACAGUCGUCCACUGAGUCACACUAUACUUCACAAAAAGGAUUUCACGGAAGGCCUUGUGGAUCCAUCAAUACCAGGUGUUCCAUGCGUCUUUCCUCCAUUACUACCACCCACACACAGAAAAAAACCACAGGGUCCCUUCCGCGAUACUGUUGAAGUAUGGCAACAGCGCUACAAGCCUUUGGAGCCAUCCGUCCGGGUGGCAACAUCAAUCACAUCAGAGGAGGAGGCCAGGGAGGAGAUGAAAAGAGAAGAAUGGAGAAAUCGUAUACAUGACAUUAGAUUUCUGCCAUUUAGCCAUCCAACCAUAUUUAAAACCUAUGAGCCACUCCUAAAUACUAGCACCAGAUAUGGACCAAUUGCUUAUGGAACUAAGCAUUUCAGAGCAACAGAAGAUACACCAACCAUGAAUAAGGCGUUCAAAUCUGUUUUUACAUCCAUUCAUCUUUUUGAGAAGUUUCAAAAAACAUAUUCCAAAGCUGGAGAAGUGUUCUGAGAAACAUGAGGAAGCACAUCCUGCCACGAUGUGUCGAACAAGUCAGCUGCUUCUUUCCUUCAUGUGUACAAUAAAAAAAUCCCAUUGGAGUAAUGAGAAAAUGGUAACCUCCCACUUAUUGAUUACAUAUAAUGUAUAUUGCAGAAAAAGUACUAACCUAUUAAAAAAUAAACUGGCAAUGUCUCUGUGAUUGAAAUAC